Linum trigynum is the source of this 7245-nucleotide messenger RNA. The record is from the annotation of a GenBank genome assembly. Lineage: Eukaryota; Viridiplantae; Streptophyta; Magnoliopsida; Malpighiales; Linaceae.
CUAAAAGUGGAGACUUUUGGAAGUUGAACCCGCGCCCAUUAACGUUGAGAAGAUUAACAUGUUGUUUACUUUGAUUAUCAGUACUCGAUAACCUACUGCCUCUAGUCCUUCUGUACACAAAGACAAAGUACGUACAACAUGCUGACUACCGUAAAAAAAUGAAGAAGGUGGCAACUUGGAAUGAAGUAAUUUUUGUUUGGAUUGAAGGACAACUUGGUAGUGAUUUCUUUUUUGUUAGGAUGACAGCUUGGAUUCUUGGAAGUAACAUUUUUUUUUAAAGAAUGACAACUUGUUAGUUAUGAAACAGGAGACAAAAAAGCUUCAGUGGGGACUGAAUCGUUAUAUCUAUGCCCAUGGCUGGUAAAUGUAUCGAUCCGGUUUGGUCAAUCAAAUGGUAAUAGAAAUGUUUAUAACUAUAAGAUUAACCUUUAUUUAUUACAAGUAAUUUUGAAACCAAUACCGAACCAAUUCUUUUUUCCGUGCGAGUAUGUGUUGAGUUUGUUGAUGUGACUUGGAUCGGACUAUCAGCCGCUACGACUGGUAAUCGGGGUCUCGUUGCCCGGUCAGCGAGUGGGGUCCAGGGGCAACGCCUCGGUGGGGGUGCGGGAGCAACGAUGUAUGUGCUCAAUGUUAUUUGGGUUCGGGUUCUUGGCCUGGUCUGUAACCGUUUCCUUUGCCAGAUUGGAUUAGGUUUAGACCCACAUGGAGAAGUACUAUAAAUACUUCUCAUACUCCUCUGUAAUCUGUAAUCUCCUCGAUAUAGUGAAACUGGCUUUCUCUCGCCCGUGGACGUAGCUAACACACAUCGUGUUAGUGAACCACGUAAAUCGUGUGUCUGUAUUUUUCGAUUCUCGCUUGCGUAUUCUUGCUUUGUCGAUUCAUGCGAUUUCCCGAUGAGUAGCAGCGCGUUUAUAACAGAGUCCUUCCCCACGGUUUUUGGGAUUUUAAUCUGACAAACCCAAAUCGUUAAAUACUAACCAACCGGUUUCUAAACUAUAAUAAUAACGUAACGUUUUAUAGUUUAUAUAUAUCCAAACUGGAUUCGUUAGGUGAGGUGAUGAGUGAGGUUUGAUUUACCGUUUCCGGAAGUUGUGGAUCUAUAUAUGGCUUUCCCUUAGUUCCCACUCAACCUCUACGUCCUCUUCAACUCCUUGAGAGAAACGGCACCGCCAAGUCAAUGCAAGCAAGCUGCAUCUCUUCUCUCAGUUCAGCUUCAGCAUGAGAACUCAACUUCCACCACCAUUCACCCUAGCGCGCUCUAUAUAUAUAAACAUGCAUUCUACUCACCCAUCAUCCAUAUUACAACAACACACACACACAAAAAUAUUCAUCACAAAUCCAUAAUUCACAAACCUACGUACCCAAACGAUGGCUUCCACCAACACAUGUCACGGCCUUCUCCAGUUCAUUGUAGCAGCAACCUCUUCCAUCAUGUUAAUGUCUUCACUCUGUCACCACUCCCAUGCUCAGAACUCGGCGCAGGACUACGUGAACGCCCACAAUGCUGCUCGAGCCCAGGUCGGGGUGGCCAACAUCACGUGGGACGCGACGGUGGCUGCAUACGCCCAAAACUACGCCAACGCCAGGGUAUCAGACUGCAACUUGGUCAAAUCGGGAGGUCCCUACGGGGAGAACCUAGCGAAAGGAAGCAGCUCCGUCUUCACCGGGACCGCCGCCGUGAACCUCUGGGCGGCGGAGAAACCCUACUACGACUACGCGUCGAACGCGUGCGUGGGAGGGCAGCAGUGUUUGGAUUACACUCAGGUGGUGUGGGCGAACUCGGUGAAGUUAGGGUGCGCCAGGGUUCAGUGCAACAACGGCUGGUGGUUCGUCACUUGCAACUACGAUCCCAAGGGCAACGUCCCUGCCCAGCGCCCUUACUGAUUAAUUGAAGGAAGGAAUGCCUCAUAAUAGUUAUAUAUAUGUUCAAUCAUCCCCACCGAACUCAUAAGCUAUAAUAAUAUAUAUAUAUAUAUGUUGGGCACGUGCAACCCAAAUAAUAAUAAUACUAAUAAUGCAUAUACCAUAUUCCAUCAUCUUAUAUAUUCAGUCAUUAUUAUGCUGUCAACCGAUAAUGUAUUUUUAUUUUUGUUUCCAUGGGAUAGAUGUGUGAUGAUGAUUGUAACUAUAUGAGUUGCUCCAUAAUGGAGAGUUUAAAUUAAAUCAAAACAAGAAUUUAUAAUUUCAGUAUCACUUUAUCCAUACACUUCUUUUAUGUACCAUAGGUAGUUUCAUGGUAAUUUAGCUAUUGAGUACUUUAAAUAAAUAUUUGUAUUUACUUUUUCGAAUAUAGCAAAACAAGUGGGAAAUUUAUGUUGGUAAUUAUUAUUAUUAUUAUUAUAUCUUUACAGUGCAAGUAAUCGGGGCGAAAGCCACUGUUCAUUACGAUUUUUUUGUUAAUUAGCAAAAUCGUACUUUUAUAUUUGUAAGCGCAAGUCAUUGGGGGAUGAUUAUUUCGUUCAUGGAUUUUGCUACACGCAAUCCCUCUUUUAUUUUUGUGCUCCCACACAAGCUCACUUUGGGUUAGCCAAGAACAAUAUCGCGUUCCCCAUUCCUGUGAAUGUGAUGCGUCCUUCUCCUUUCAGACCAUCCAUGUCGGUAAGGGUGUUCAAAUGGUUACCAUAGUAAUUAUUAAUAUAAAUACGUUUAAAUUUUAUUAACCAUGAAAUACAAUAUCAAAUGAUUGAGCAGAUACAAAAUCAAGAUACCAUAUUCUUUGGUGUUGAUGUAAUCACUGAGUUUUGGCCUAGUUGAUGGUUUACUCUUGGUAUUAGGAUUAUACUUGUGAUAGGUGAUAGAAAAUUAUUGUUUUACUUGAAGCAUAGAAACCUACAAGUUUGAAUGGAUGUUGAUACUGAUGGCUGUGUGUCUUGGCUGGGGAGAAAGAUGAUUAAUAAGUUGUUUGUCUCUUUAAUUUGGGUCGCUAUCAGAAUAAAAAAAAACCUGAGCAGCCAUGGUGGCGGAUAAUACGGGAAAGUUCAUUCUUUCACGUAACCGUUUUAUCACCUGGUUAAUCUUACUUGAUCGGAUUUCCACUCGUGAUAAGCUAAAGGGUUGGGGUGAUCACUGAUGAUAUAUGUCCUCUUUGUACUACUGCUGCAGAGUCUAAACAACACCUGUUCUGUGAAUGUUCUUAUUCAGGUGUCUUUGCUGCUGCAAUUCUCAAGACUGAUGUCUCUCUCCCGUUGGUCUGAAAUGGUAUGUUUGGGAUGUUUGUUGGGAAAGCUUUAAGAGGGAGUAAUGCUGACCUGAUUGAUUGUUCUAUUUGGUGUUAGGGGUUGUGUUUCAUAUGGAAAGAGAAAUGUCGUCGAUGUUUUGGGGAUAAUCCCCGGACUCCGGAUGUCCUGGCUGAUGCAUUUAGAGAAGAUGUCUGAUUGUAUGGUUGUGGAAAUUCUGGCUUCCACGAAGAGUUUAUGAAGAUCCCUAGUUAUAGAAAUGUAAUGUAGGUGUCUUUUAGUUUCCUUCUAUUCCUUUUUUAUUUUCUGUAAGAAGGUGUGGGCAUUUUUUGGCCUAUGUAUUUUCAAGACUCUUUUGCCAAUUUGGCAAACAGUGUGCUUAAUGGGAACUUCUAAUUACCGGGGAAAAAGCUAUAUGUUACUCAUUUGGUCGGGUGUGUUGCGAAAAAAUUCUUGCUUUUCGAUGAUAUAAAACUAACUAAUUCAUAAAAAAAAAAAUUGAUCGUGAAUAGGCUUUUAAUGGGCCCAACAAAAAUUACCUACACAUAUCACAUUGAUCUUUAAUUCAAACACAUAGAAUAUUGCUUGAAUAUGUUGACAAAUAGCAUUAAGAUUUAUUUAUGAAUCGUCCAAAGAGCAUAUUUAUAAUCAAUAAUUUGUGGCUUCCAAUAACUUGAUUUGUACUAAUCUAGUAAUCUAUAGCUCCAAAUGACCCUCCGUGUUUUUUUUCCAGAUUACAUGUUCAUCAUAUUGUCAACAUGUACUCAGGAGCUUUAAAUUACAAAGUUACGCAAAGCUCAACCUUAUGCAUUGUCAGUCCCUACCCAUCGGUCCUAUAUCUAACAACACUUCACAUAUCCUUGUCCACUCAAAGCAUUGAAUUAACACACCUCGGACUGGUAAUCGAUUUUGAUAAAUGGAUCAACCGACAACAAAGCAGGUAACAGCGGUUAUCGAUUAAACCAAACGGUCGGAGGUAGCCAAAACCUACCUAUCAACAUAUCGGAUUCUACCUAGUAAGUAACCUAGGGUUAACUAGUUAACAAGAUAACUGAAACCCAACCCUUGACAUAUGUGAAAAGACAGCAAACAACAACCACCUUUACCCUAAUUGUUCCUUUCCCCUACCUACCUCACGUGAAGCCUUCUCUUCUCUCCCUCUUUUUCUAAGUCAUAUCUCGUUCCCUUCUCUUCGUCUUCUCUUCUCCCUUCGAUGAGAGUGACCACCAGACCGCACCAGGUCCACCACUCACCACUCAUCAGAGAGUUGCAUCGAUGCUAGCCGCUGGUUGAAGCCCCACCACUGAACCCAAACCCAACUGGCGAUGCGUACGAUUUUGAGAGAGGGACGAGUUCUCUGGCGCUGAAGUUGCUUUCUUCUCCAAAGAGAGUUAUGAGCUUGGUAGCAACUUGCAAGUAAUUCUCAUGUCUAAUUUUCUCCUUAUUUACUCAUUUUUCAUACGCGCCCAAUGAAAUAAGUUGUCGACAAAGUUAGAAGUUUGGUCCCUGAUUGAUCAUUUGUGUACAUUUGUGUUGUAGGACAAAACCUCCUCCUGAUCGUCGACAAAGUUAUUAUGAGGGUGGUUUAUUUCCUCCUCGAAUGUCAACUAAAAACGACGAUACUCGUGGUUGAGUUUCAUAAUGGGCUGCUUCAGCUAGUACACCUUCCAUAGGUGUUGCUACUAGUUCUAAUAUGGUUAUUCCUCCAUCUGCAGGCUGCAGCUGCAAGACCUUCAAUUGCAAUUGCAACAAAUCUAACUAACAACACAGACAAGCAAAUCCAGCCCUUACUUCAAGUAUAGGAAGAGGAUAAGAUGGAGAUGGUGAGUCUAGUGAAAAUGUAAUAGAGGGUCAAGGAAGAAGAAAUCUAAAUGGUGGAUUCUUUUUAUGGUAGAUGACUACCAGGAUGACUACCCAUAUGGAAAAUGCAAACAUUAUGGAUAAUUGAUCAAAGCUCAUUCGAGCCUUAAUGAGACUACUGGAUUAAAAAAUCAUCACUUGGCAUGCGAGGGGAAGAGGAAGCAAGCUAGUGGUCAAACAACAUUGAACUAUCAAUCUCUUGACAGAGAGGUAGGAGCUUUCAAAACAAUCAAGACUACUCAACCUGCUUCAACUAAAACAUUGGUGUGGGAUGAUGCUUCUCAAAAGAAAGGCACAAUCACUCGAAGUCAAAUAAAAGCAUUCAAAGCUCAAUUACAAGCUUAUUCGGCAGAGUAUUUCCAAUUUUUGAGUCUGAUUUGUUCAUGGGCCAAGAGGUCAAUAUAAUCCACGUCCAAGAGGAAAAAGAUGUACCAGAAAAUCUCAAAGAUUGAUAUUCUAAUGCCCAAGUCAUCCAUACUUGUUGCCCAAGUUGUCUUUACACAAAAAUAGGAAGGAAAGAGAUUGUCUAGCUGCUAAGAAGUUUCUUUGAGCAUUAAACAUGACAUUAGAAAUUACUUAGCUAAGAAGCUUCCUUUAGCUUAAAAAAUGACGUAUCAUGUUUUUAGGGCAUUUUAUUUGACUUUCUUUUGGAAAUGAUCGAUUGUGUUUUUUAUUGGAAAAAUUUUUAGCAUUGUUUUAAUCGGCUCCGGCGGCAUGAGUAUUAUGGUUUGUUUAAAAGGAUCAAGGUGUUUCACUUGUUACUACAAAGGAUAUUAGUUGUAUUCUACUUGUAUAACUGAGAAAUCGAGCAAGUCAAGUUCUUAUUAUUGUUAUGAUCUUGUCUACCGGGGCCUUGUAGCCAUUAGAUGUGAGUUUUCUUGAGAUCAGUGGAACUCCAAUAUAUCUAACAUGUCGAUGAUGGGCGGAAUUGAUUACGUCGAAUUCUUGAAUUUAGGGGGGUCUAUGGAGAGAGAAAUAUGAAAAGGUUGGUUGUCGAAGGGAAGGGUUAAGACUUUGCUACGGUGACAUGCAUGUCACGGUGACUUGCACUUUUCGGUCGACCUCAUAGAGGAUCAAGUCGACCUAAUCUGUUGUUUCAGUGUAAAAACAGUUUCAUGGUGCCUACUUUGGAGAUUCAUAUCUUACAAUUGGCUAGAUUGAAAUUGGAUAUUAAAGGCUUGUUUUGAAGCUGAAGUGUCCCUCUACACAUUAACUUGGGAGCUCAAUAGAAAGUCCAGAAGACCAUUUUUGAACCUGACCAAAAGGCUAUGCCAAAACGGGGAAACUGCCUGAAAAUGGCUAAGUCUGGCAACGUGUUUGUCAAGCCUACUUUGGAGCUCAAUUUGAGAAGCAUGGAUGCGAGUCAAGUCUAGGGGCCUCUACCACAUUAAAUUAUGUAUUUUUUUAUACAAAGGCAAGGCAUUGGAUGAAAGAUUGAAUAUCUUUAAGGCUUCAAACAAAAGGGUCGAAGUUGCUACGAAGGCUGUUUUUCUGGCAGCUUGCUUGUGCUCGAAGUCUGCCAGAAAAACAGCCUCCAUAGCAACUUCGACCGUUUUGUUUGAAGCCUUACAGAUAUCCAAUCUUUCAUCCAAUUCCUUUAAUUUGUAUAAAAACAUACCUAAUUUAACGUGGUAGAGGAUUCUGGACUCGACUCGCAUUCAUGCUUCUCGAAUUGAGCUCCAAAAUAGGCUUCACAAACACGUUUCCAGACUUAAGCCAUUUCUAGGCAGUUUCCCAGUUUUUCCAUAGCCUUUUAAUGAGGUUCAAAAAUGGUCUUUUGAACUUCCUAUCGAGAUCUCAAUCACUUCAAUAUGUAGAGGGAUACUCCAGCUUCAAAACAAGUCAUUAGUCUUCAAUUUCCAUCUAGCCAAUUGAAUGAUAUGAAUAUCCAAAGUAGGCACUAUGAACUGUUUUUACACUGAAACAACAUAUUAGGUCGACCUGAUCCUAUAUGAGGUCGAUCGAAUCCUAACUGAGGUCGACCGGAAAGUGCAAGUCACCGUGACAUGCAUGUCACCGUAGGCACACCCGAAGGGUUAUAGGUUUUAAUUUUUAAUUGAGAGGUUGAAUCAGAAAAUAAUUAAAACAAAAUUAAUAUUAAAAGAGAGCUUUUGAUAAUUUCAUAGCUCACUAAAUGGCUGGUUAACGAAAAAUAUGAGUGUAGGUUAUCUUUUUUACGUUCUUAAUAUAAGAAACGUUGAUUUGUUCA